AUGAUAAUAACAAAAGUUGGUAAACAUGUACUUUCAAAAUCAGUUUUGUUUAAUGCAAGACGUUUAGGCUCUUUGUCUACAUUACAAAGACAAAAGAAACCUCUUAUAAAACUUACAAAACAACAAAGCCAAGCGGAGCAAUAUCUCCGUCAAUUUUCAUCAGUUGAAUCUCAAAAAUUUGCUGUAAUAAAAGUUGGUGGUGCAGUUAUUUCUGAUGAAUUAGAUUCACUUGCUUCUUCACUUUCAUUUUUAAAUCGUGUUGGAUUAUAUCCAAUUGUAUUACAUGGUGGUGGUCCACAAUUAAAUAUAGAAUUAGAAAAAGCUGCUAUAAAACCUAAUUAUGUUAAUGGUAUUAGAGUAACUGAUGCAAAAACUCUUGAAGUUGCAAGAUCUGUAUUUGUACAAGAAAAUCUUAAAUUAGUUGAAGCUUUGGAAAAAUUAGGAACUCGUGCUCGACCUAUUACAGGUGGUGUAUUUAUCGCUGAUUAUUUAGAUCGUGAACAGUAUGGUUAUGUUGGAAAUGUCACUGGUAUAAAUAAAAACGUUGUAAAUGCUAGUAUUCGAGCUGGUGCGUUACCUAUCCUAACAAGCUUAGCUGAAACUCCUUCUGGACAAAUAUUAAACGUAAAUGCUGAUGUGGCUGCUGGAGAAUUAGCAAAGGCAUUAGAACCAUUAAAAAUUAUUUAUCUCAAUGAAAAAGGUGGACUUAUGAAUGGCGAGACUGGAAAAAAAAUUGAUGUUAUAAAUCUUGAUGAGGAAUAUGAUCAUUAUAUGGCACAACCAUGGGUCAAAUAUGGAACACGAUUGAAGUUGAAAGAGAUCAAAGAACUUCUUGAUUAUCUACCUCGAUCAUCGUCUGUAGCUAUCACAGCCGUAGGACAGCUCCCAAAGGAGCUAUUCACAGAUAGUGGUGCUGGUACUCUAAUUCGUCGCGGUUAUCGUCUCUUUAAGUUCAACUCAUUGGACGAAAUGGAUAAAAAUAAAUUGCAAAGAAUGUUAGAUAUGAAUUCUGAAUUUAUGUCAAAGCUUUACAAAAAAUCUUAUAAAGUUUACAGUGAUGAACCCUAUGAUGUCUUAGCAAUUGUAACCCAAGAAAAGGUUGUUUCGAAUGAUAUUCCAUUCCUUGAAAAAUUCAUUGCUACAAAAAAUAGUAUGUUCAGUAAUGUAAUAGAUAAUAUAUGGAAUAGUAUCCAAAAGGACAAUCCUCGAUUACUUUGGGCUAUCGAUGACCGUGAUGAAAACAAAUCUUGGCAUUUUGCUAGAGCUGAUGGUAGUUAUACAAUAAAUGACAAAAUAUUGUUUUGGUAUGGUUUAGAUGUUGAAGAAGUUUCCGUCGCGGUUAAAAAUUUUGUUGCCACGUUAUCUAACGAAGAAACAACUCGAUCAUCAUCUACGGGUCGAGCAUUCACUAAUGUCUCCAGAAAUUUUUCCACUUUAGCACGAUAUAAUAAUACGUUUUCGGCUUCAAAUUUAUUGCGUCGUCAAUAUUCUACCUCUACAGCAUCAUCAAAAGUUGCUCUUAUUGGUGCACGUGGCUACACUGGCCAGAAUUUUAUAUCAUUGUUAAAUAAUCAUCCAUAUCUUUCAUUAUCUCACGUAUCUUCUCGAGAAUUGGAAGGUAAAGAGCUCUCUGGUUAUACUAAAGAAAAGAUCACAUAUGUUAACUUGAAAGCGGAACAAUUAAAACAAAUGCAGAAAAAUGGUGAAAUCGAUUGUUGGGUCAUGGCUUUGCCAAACGGUGUUUGUAUGCCAUUUGUACAGGCUGUCAAUGAAGCUCAAUCCAACAAAAGUUUAAUUAUAGAUCUUAGUGCCGAUUAUAGAUUCAACGAUGAAUGGACAUACGGUUUACCUGAACUCAAAAAUCGUGAACUCUUGCGUAAGGCCACAAGAAUCUCAAAUCCUGGAUGUUACGCUACUGGAUCUCAACUUGCCAUAGCUCCAUUAUUACCAUUCAUAUCAGAAACACCUACUGUUUUUGGAGUUUCUGGUUAUUCUGGUGCUGGAACCAAACCAUCACCUAAAAAUGAUCCCAAAUUUCUCGAGAAUAACAUGAUUCCAUAUUCACUUACGGAUCAUAUUCAUGAACGAGAAAUCUCGUACCAUUUAGGAAAACCCGUAAAUUUUAUCCCACACGUUGCACCUUUCUUUCAGGGAAUCACCUUGACUGUCAACAUUCCCCUCACCAAAACUUUCAAAUCUGCAGAAAUACGCGAGUUAUAUAAUGAAAAAUAUGCUGGAGAAAAACUUGUCAAAGUUGUAGAUGAUGUACCACUUGUAAAGGAUAUUUCUACAAAACACAAUGUGAAUAUCGGUGGAUUCGGUGUACAUUCAUCAGGUAAAAGAGUUGUAAUCGUAGCAACUAUUGAUAACUUAUUGAAAGGAGCUGCUACUCAAGCUUUACAGAAUAUUAACCUCGCCCUCGGAUAUGAUGAAUACGAAGGUAUUCCUCUGGAAUAA
Messenger RNA from Scutellospora calospora, 2457 nucleotides. The record is from the annotation of a GenBank genome assembly. Lineage: Eukaryota; Fungi; Glomeromycota; Glomeromycetes; Diversisporales; Gigasporaceae.